CAGGCUAUAAUGGCGGCAAAGAAUUCUGAGGAGACAAAAACGAAAGUGCACAAGCCUAGCGAGCGGCAGGAAAACAGAACACGUUUCUUUGUUUUUAGUACACCUAGCUUUAUUUUAUAAGCAAAAUGGUUCUGCUCUGGAGAAACCAGGGAGUCACUUGUUUGGUUUGAUGAUGGAUCUGGUGCUGAGUAUUUGGCUCCAGGCACGGUGGCUGAGGUAUCCGAAUCAACCGCCAUAGUGCAUGCUAAUGGACAGGUACAUGAAGUUCCAAUCCAAUCAUUACGUCCACGUGAAGAUACAGGGAUAGAAGGGGAAUCUGACAUGAUUCAACUGAGUGAUCUUCAUGAAGGUGCUAUACUUUACAAUUUAAAGAAAAGAUAUCAUCGGAAUACUAUUUAUACUUAUAUUGGUGAUAUUCUAAUAGCUGUAAAUCCUUACCAAAUGUACAAUGUGUAUGGAUUGGAAACUGUUCGAAUGUAUCAAAAUCAGUUAAUUGGAAAGUUACCACCUCACAUAUUUGCACUUGCUAAUGCUGCUCAUUAUGACAUGAUGAAGACCAAUCAAAACCAAGUUAUUGUUAUCAGUGGGGAAUCUGGAAGUGGUAAAACAGAAUCUACUAAAUUAGUGAUGCAAUAUCUUGCAGCUGCUGAUACUAGUAAAAAAAAGUUGAUAACAGAACAGGUUUUAGAAAGUACACCACUGCUGGAAUCUUUUGGCAAUGCAAAGACCUACAUGAACGAUAACUCAAGUAGAUUUGGAAAAUUUAUUGAAAUAGAGUUUGACAAUGGACAUAUUGCAGGAGCAUCAGUAUCAGAAUAUUUGUUGGAGAAAUCAAGAAUUGUGCAUCAAAACCCUGGUGAUCGCAAUUUUCAUAUCUUUUACGAGAUGUUGGCUGGACUGUCAGAAGGAGACUUAAAAGAGAUGGGACUCACUCAUCCAGAUGCCUUCUUUUAUCUCAACCAGGGAUCAAAUUCUUCUAUUCCAUUAAAAAAUGAUGCACAAGAUUUUCAACGUGUUAUUGCAGCAAUGGAAGUGUUGGGUAUUAAUUCAGAAGAAAGAGAAGGAAUAUUUUGUAUUUUGGCAGCUAUUCUUCACCUUGGAAAUAUUUACUAUGGACGGACACAGCGCAAUGGUCAAGAGGCUGCUGUAAUAAUGAACCACAUUGAAGUGGAAUACAUUUCAAAGUUAUUACAAGUCGAAGAUACUGGUGUUGCAAAAUCAUUGACACAGAAAGUCACUAGUGCAGCUGGUGAACGCUUCCACAGUCCAUUUAAUGUUGAACAAGCAUUAGAUUCGCGUGAUGGUCUUGCACGAGCUCUGUACUCACGUCUGUUCACAUGGCUGGUCUCAAAAAUCAACCAGAUAUGCGUACCACAAGUUGAAGGAUUGUAUUUGAGAAUUGCUAUUUUAGAUAUAUUUGGAUUUGAGGAUUUUGAAACAAAUGGAUUUGAACAGUUUUGCAUAAAUUAUGCUAAUGAGCAUUUGCAUGCAUUUUUAAUUGAUCACAUCUUCAAACAAGAACAGCAAGAAUAUGAAGCUGAAAAUAUUCUAUUUGAUCCAAUUGAAUAUGAAGAUAAUAUUGAGUGUUUGGAUUUGAUUGCGAAACCUCCUGUUGGCAUCAUCCAUAUCCUUGGAGAUGAAAGUAAUUUUCCGCAGGCUACUGACCGAACCUUUUUGGAAAAAUGUCAUCAACAACAUGGUAGAAAUAAGUAUUAUGAAAAACCUCGAGUUCACGGUGCUGAAUUUGGUAUCUAUCAUUAUGCUGGUAUUGUGAGAUAUCAGGUUGAUAUGUUUUUGGACAAAAAUAGAGAUAUUGUACGCCCUGAAUUACUAGAUUUGCUAAUUUCAAGUCAAUCAAAUUUUAUUGCAAAUUUGUUUCCGGAAUAUGUUGACAAUCCAAACGUUCAUCUUAGUCAAGCAUCGUUUUUAGUACUUAAUGAUAUUGAGCGAAGUCGAGCACGCACAACACCAAAUAACAGCUUGACACGUCGAAGUAAAUUCAAUAUGGGAUACAUACCAACUGUAGUUGGUUCUUUUAACGAAUCAUUAAAUAAUCUGAUCAAUAAAAUGAAUGAGUCAUCACCUCACUUUAUUAGAUGUAUAAGACCAAACACAGAAAAGUCUCCUAUUCUGUUUCAAGAAGGAUUAGUUUUGGCUCAGCUCUUAUAUACUGGCAUGCUUGAAACCAUUCGAAUUCGGCAGUCUGGAUAUCCAAUAAGAAUCGAGUUCUUAUCAUUCGUAAAAAGAUAUUUCUGUUUACAUGGACCUCAAAAAUUAAGUUUACGGAAUCAACCAUAUGACAAUACCAAAAAAAUCUGUGAGUGUAUUGCGCAAAAUUAUCCAGAAUUUAAAGAUGAUUUUCAAAUUGGACAAUCGAUGGUCUUUAUGCGAGAAAAAUGUGAAAGACAUCUUGAGGAAGUUCGUUAUCAAAAGUUGAGGGAAAAUGCCAUCAUUAUACAGAAGAAUGUAAAAAGAUGGAUUGCUCAAAAUGCCUAUAUUCGGAAACAGAUUUCCGUUGUUGUUCUGCAAAGCCAUACAAGAGGAUUUGUGGAGAGAAAGCGGUAUCAACGAGCUAUGCGUGGUAUAAUCAAAUUUCAAGCUUUAUACAGGAUGUACAAAUAUCGCAAACAUUUUGUGCAUAGCCGAACCAACGAGCUACAUCGAAUUUCAAAACGACAACGGGAGUAUUUGUCACAAGUUCAUUACAGUGAUAGAUUGGCUUAUGAUAAAAUCAUUGAUGUUACACGAUUUGAUAUUCCUCCUGAUCUGGCGGUCAUAUUUUCAAGGUUGCAAGCAUGGGAGCCUUUGCAUCUUGACUAUCACAUAUGUGGUGUUAGUGAUGUUACACCAUGGGAUUAUGCUCAACGUUCUUUGCCCGGCGAUAUUGAUAUAUGUCCGUUCUCGAAGUUUGCAAGAUUGCAUUUUCAGGACAAUGUUCAUUUCUCCUACACCAGAGUUCCAUUGAGAAGUUCAUUGUUAAAGAUGAAAUAUACUGACACAUUAGAAGCAGUCAUGCUUUUUAAACUGAUCAUGCGAUUCAUGGAAGAUGCAUCAAUGAACGGGUUGAGACAAUUAAUUCUUGGCAAUUUUAUCGUCAACAAGGGUGUUCGUCACCGUGAGUUGCGUGAUGAAAUCUAUUCUCAACUCUGCAUGCAAACAUGGAAGAAUCCGAACGAGAAAAGUUUACAGUAUGGUUGGUUAUUAAUGGGUUUAUGUUUAUGCUGUUUCCCGCCAUCACCAAGAAUGUACAAGUACUUGCUCAAAUAUGUGUCUGACCAAGGUAUUGGAGGUUUUAAGUCGUACUGUCAAAGAAAAAUUUUAUGCUGGGAUGAAGAUGCAACUGGGCGUUUGUUCCCACCCACUCUGUUAGAAUGGAAGGCGUUGAAAGAACUUGCAAACUUGUCAAUUGAGUGUGAAAUGGCAGAUGGUUACCAACGUAUUAUUGAGGUAGAGUCGAGCAGCACAGGUGAAAAUAUGGCAAAGUCUUUUCUUAACAUUAGAGACAUCGCAGACCCUGCAGUUUCGGGAUGGUCAUUUUAUCUUCAAUUUGAGAGAUCCUGUCGUCUUGACUUGGCGGGCUGUGAUCCCUUGUUGGACCUUGUGUCUGUGUUGGAGCAGCCUCCAGCUUUCCCAUGUAGCCUUGCUGGUUCAAUUUUGUCACUGGAUAGAAGCAAUCCAAUCAAUUCAUCUCGAAGAGAGAUUAUUAUUGAAUCUCACAAACCAUUUACAAGUCGAACGAAGGUUGAACGCAUGCGUCAGCAUUAUUCCGAAGAGCUUGAAACUCAACCAUUGAUUCUUAAACAACGUCAACAGGAAGUGCCAGUUGUUGACGUUCCAGUGCAAGAGCUGUUCCCAUCACCUCGAAAUGACUACCCCUUGUACGAUAACAUUCAGUUGAGUGAUAAUGAUUUCAUAAACAAACAAAAUGAACGGGACAAGUUGCGUUAUUUCGAACAGGAACGAUACAAUCAAGAAAUGGAAGACUUUUACCAACAAGAACUGCGAAAAGCUAGAGCACCAUACCCAAAACCUAAACCUCAUAUGAGACAGCAAGUAGCGCCACCACCGCCCCCAGCACCACCACCACCACCCCCAGUACCUGAUUCAAGCACUACUUCAACAAAUUCAUCUAAUGCUAACACUUUAAAGAAGAAAGAGAAGAAAUCCAACAAGCCGCCAUAUUCGUUAGAAGAAGUAUUGCAGAGAUCAGGAGAGUUAAAAAAGAAACGAGAUAAACGUGCAAGUAAAAGUACGUCACGUGACCCUAUGCUUGAUCACACCAUGAAACAUGAUAAAACAUUUGGAAAUAAGUUAUACUCUAAAAUAGUUGAUUUGAAAAAUUCUGAAAUGAAAAGACAAGCUGAACCAGAAACGUAUACACUUGGUGAAAUGUUGUCACAAAAUAAGCAACAACAAGCUUAUUUGAGACAAGGGGAAGAUAUUUCCAUCUCGAAUGACUUCAGAGCAGGAUACACUCCUUACUCGCCAGAGCAGGAAAGAAGAAACCAAAAAGGCUCACCAACUAUACUGGGUCCUGGAAAGUCAGGUGGCUCGUUAACGAAUCCGUCCCGACGUCGAUUUCAAAAUAUUGGGAAUGUCUUUGAGAAGAAUAAAAAUUCUAUUCGUUUCUCCCAACAGAAAAAACAGAAAAAACCAUAUGCUGUGAAUUACGGUAACAAACCGUCUUCAGUUUCUGCAUAUAUUGAUCAGUUGUUUGGGCAGAUAGAUAAUGAAGACAGUGACCUCAUGCAUGGGGAUUCCCUUGUGGGAAAGAUUAAAGGAGGCGGGAAGGAUAGCUACUACCCUCAACGAACUACGAUCAACACGAAUAGUCACAUUUACUCAUCAGUAAACUCAAACAGUUCACAAGUGCAGUUGAUUGAUCAGCUUCUUCAUCAACAACAAAUGCUGCAAAAUACCCUGGCAAAGAUCAAGAAUGAUGGUCGCACAAAGUGGGAUGAUUUUCAGAUACCCAGUCCACAACCGAAGAAGGUUUCAUUUGGUGCUGAUAAUAAAAAAACAAUACUUUCCCAGCAUUUUGAUGGAAAUGCUAUUUCACCAAGAUUAAAAGAGUGGCUUGAUAUACCGCCGCCGCCCAGUAUUCCACCACCUCCACCCCCUAUUCAGAAAGACUUUAACAAAUCAAUCAGAGCGCCACCGAACGGUAUAAAAGAUUUGCUGAAGGGAUUUGAAGAGAAUGCUUCAAACGAUCUUGUUCAGUCUCGAAUUUAUGAUGGCUUGCCGAACAGUAAUGCGUUUUCUGAUAUGCUGACCAGAUCAGUGUUGCACUCUCGGAGUAACGAAUCCUUUCUAACGUAUGGAAAUACAAGGUGGAAAGUCUUCUUGAAAAAAGAGAUAUUUUACCCAAAUGAAAUAAUGAAUGCUACUCUGAAGCAUCUUAUCUACAGACAGAUUCUUGAAGACUUAGGCAGUCGUACAUGUUGUCGCCUCUCUGGUGAGGAUAGAUACACGAUGCAAAAGUUAUUAGAUGCAAAUUCUUUAACGAAGAUGGUAGACACUGUUGCGUCUGCAUCGGAACGACUACAGAAUACUGUUAUAAAUGGCGCCAAAGACUUACCGUUAUAUUUUUCUAGAAUUUUUAUUGUUGAAGGUUACACCGAAAGACAUUUAAACAGCUAUCUCGCUGUUUCACAUUCGGGUAUCCGGUUUGCUACACGGGCAACUCUGGAAGAGGAGUUGAAGUCAACAGCACAUUUCAAAUAUCCCGACGUCAUUGACGUCAAAGCAAGUCGUGAAAGACUGACGUUAGACACUGUUGUCAAGAAAUUCGUACUAUACACGUUAAAGGCCAAAGCGAUCAAAAAGUUAAUCAGCAUGUAUAUGAAGGCAACAGAAGGGCUUGAAAAGUUUGUUCGUGCUUUGGGAGAUUUCCAAGCGCCAAGUAAAGAAUAUUUAUCUUUCAAAAGAGGGAAUGUGAUUCGAGUGUUUGAUAAAAAGGAUGUCGAACCAGGAUGCUUAUGGGGAGUGCUGGGUGACUACAGAGGGAAGUUCCCUACUGGUCUUGUUGAAGAAUCUGAUAACAUAAACCAUACUUCUGAACUUGGCUGGGGGCCAUCGGUGAUACCUUCCAAACGAUCUUCAUCAGCGACAACGUUUAAUGAACAUGAGGAGGAGAACACGCAGUAUUCCAUGCUGGAAUUUGCACGAAGAUACUUCAGACAAUACGACACGUCUGAAGCGCUGAAAAGUAAAAAAGUUCAACAGCACGAUGAUGAACCACCCCCGAAGAAUGUCAUCGCGUUAGCUCAAUUCUCAAAGGAACCAAUAGUUGGAUCGUUGAUCAAUUUUAACAACAAAGCACUAAGCAGACAAGCAAGUGAUAUUUUCAAAGGCAUAAUGAAGUUUAUGGGAGACAUGAGACGGGAUAGACAAGAAACAAACGCAGAAUUGAUUGCGUACGUUCUAAAGACUGGGAGAGAAGUACUUGACAUGCGCGAUGAAAUAUUUUGUCAGUUGGCCAAGCAAACUACAAAUAAUAGAAGUGACAACAGAGAAAGUUGCAGCCGUGGAUGGAAACUGAUGAUGCUAUGUACAGCGUACUUCGAUUGCUCUCAACUUUUAAGACCAUACAUCAAUAAAUAUUUUCAAAGUGCCGGUGACCCAAAAAGAGAAUUUCAUGCGGCUGCAAAUGUUUGCGAGUUAAAUUUGACUCGCUCAUUCAAAUAUGGAGGACGUAAACAACUCCCCACGGAGAACGAGCUUUUCAUGUUAAUGCAAGGAAAACACUCCAAACAUCAAAUUGUUCACCUACCAGGAAGUAUACAGAGGUUGUGUAAAAUCCAGACCAGCUCGACGGCGUCCGAUCUUGUUAAAGACAUCGCACAAGAAAUGGGAAUUCACACACAGCAAGAACAAGAAGAAUAUGGAUUAUUCACCUUCCUGGAGGAGCAAAAUUUGUUGGUGCCAAUUCAAAGUCAAGAUUACGUAUUUGAUGUUUUCGCUCAACUCGAAAAACAAGCAGCCAAAAAUAUCAAACAUGCUUUAGCCUUCAGAAAAGUAGUCUGGUACCAAACAAUGAGGUUUGGGAACAAUUUGUUCUCGGAAGUUAUUUAUAACCAGAUCCUACCGAACGUAAUGAAUGGUUACGUCUUACAUUACAGAGGAAACCGUGCUAGUCAUAUUCGCGAUCAACAGACCCACAAUGAAGUUGCUUUGCUGGCAGCGUUGCAGCAUCGUGUGAACAAUGAACAUAAUCCGCCAUCUAUUCGCGAAGUUUCAGCAUUAAUACCUGUCUUGGUUUCAUCGUUGUUAACGCCUAAUCAAUGGGUGCACGCAGUACAAGAUCACUUUAAAUUAGUGAGACAUUUCACUGUCACAAAUGCUAGAACGAAGUAUUUAGAAUUAAUAUCAGCGUGGUUCUACUUUGGUUCUUCCUUCUUUUACAUCAAGAGUUGUUCGUAUGCUUCUAUCGAAGGUGAUUGCGUUCUCGCGAUAAACAAAAAUGGAGUUCAUCUGCUGGCUACAAACUCUAGGGACACUCUACUGUCUUUGGCUUAUAAUGAGAUUAUUUCAACACGUCAUUUACGUUCGGAUGCUGGUAGAAUGUUUGUCGACUUGAAAUGCGGUAAUUUGAUGGUACAAAGAAUAACUCGCCUUGAAACUCCACGUGGAAAAGAGAUCUCGUCUCUGAUUGGCCAAUACAUUCAUUGUAUUGCACGUGAUAGACAAAAAGAUGACGUCAUCAAUCCUGUCUGAAGUUAGGAAUACUACUUAAAUUGGACAUUAAACUUGUAUUUAAGUUGCUGACUUACUUGAAACGUGAACGGUGAUGAUUUCGGAGUAAUUGAUAAAAGUGGGAGACAAGCCACGAGUUGGGGAACUAGAAAUUAGAAAUGGGGAAUUAGAAAUGACGUCAUUGCUUAUGCUCGUUGGUACCAACAAACAUAGUUACUUAGCAACAUGAAAUUAUGAUUAUUUGCUUAUUUUCUUUACACGCGGUAACACGUAUCAGGAAAGAAAUCAGAAAAAUGAGGAUUGAUGAUCAUAAAUCCCUUAACCUCCCUAUUGUAAUCCUUUCGUUGAUUUAUGAACUGAAUAAACUCUGUUUUUUUUCCUGAUAUGGUGAUGUUGCUGUGUGUCUGGAUGAAUAUCACGUCAGUGCAUUUUUUUUACCAAAAACGUUUAGAUGCGGAUGGGAUUUGUCCCAAAAUUAUCAAAAUUUUAAGAAAAUUAUUUAUUUUUUGUUGUUGAAAAAUUAUCGUGAAUUGGCUUUUUAUUUACGAAACUAGUCGUUGCCCGUGGAAAAAUCCACGGGUUCGCCGUCCUUUGAAUUUACCCGUGGCAACAAAGUGGAUAAGAAUAUAUCGCAUAUGAUAUUCGUGUUUCCGUAACAUCAUUUUCUAACUUAGCGGGGGUCCGCGCAGAGACAGACAGACGACGGCUAUUAUAGAGAUAGUCGUUAGCCCGUGGAAAAAUCCACGAGUUCGUCCGUUGCAGCUAAGCUACCAUUUUGCGUGACAGACAGACGGACGGACAGACGUAUACGGGCAUUAAAAUAUAGAAUAGUCGUUGCCCGUGGAAAAAUCCACGGGUUCGCCCGUCCUUUAUAUUUACCCGUCACAACAAAGUGGAUAAAAAUAUAUCGCAUUUGAUAUUCGUGUUUCCGUAACAUCAUUUUCUAACUCAGCGGGGGGUCCGCGCAGAGACAGACAGACGGAAUACGGCUAUUAUUAUAGAGAUAACUUUUGAUUCGUGAAUUCAAUCUUGAUAAAAAUUAAUUUUUCGUUGAUAUCAUUGAUGGUUUUCUACUUGAUACUGCAUGUAAUGUGAGAUUUUAAAGUUAAAUAGUUUUGAUAGUCGAUUCGCGAAAAUAAAAUUCCUGCGAAAUCUAUCAAAUUUCACGAAUGGUGCGAUUCGCAAAAAUUUCUUACACUCAAAGAGGUGAACGACAAAUCACAAUUCGCACUUUGUUUUCAGUGAAUUAAGCUGAUUCUCGUUGUCAGGUUUUACUAAUAACGAGGCAGAAGGUAGCACAUGUAUAUCAAGCACAUAAAAUAUAAACUUUGGUGUAAAUUAUGAAAAUAUUAAUUAUCAUGUUUUAAUAUUUAUAUAUUUAUUAAUUUUGUUGUUUUUAUUCUUUAUUGAAGAUUUUUAAAAAUAUGCCUAAAAAUA
This is a messenger RNA of Hydractinia symbiolongicarpus, 9132 nucleotides long. RefSeq names its product unconventional myosin-XV-like. Lineage: Eukaryota; Metazoa; Cnidaria; Hydrozoa; Anthoathecata; Hydractiniidae. Gene Ontology annotation, molecular function: ATP binding; cytoskeletal motor activity; protein binding. The transcript has 60 exons. The coding region runs from base 322 to 7716 and encodes 2464 amino acids. Gene Ontology annotation, cellular component: myosin complex; cytoskeleton. The record is from RefSeq and is a predicted model, not a curated record.